Messenger RNA from Linepithema humile (Argentine ant), 1534 nucleotides. It is a transcript of the gene fbp, whose product is annotated as fructose-1,6-bisphosphatase. Gene Ontology annotation, molecular function: fructose 1,6-bisphosphate 1-phosphatase activity. Gene Ontology annotation, biological process: gluconeogenesis; fructose 1,6-bisphosphate metabolic process; fructose 6-phosphate metabolic process. NCBI's taxonomy places the organism in Eukaryota, Metazoa, Arthropoda, Insecta, Hymenoptera, Formicidae. The record is from RefSeq and is a predicted model, not a curated record. Gene Ontology annotation, cellular component: cytosol; cytoplasm.
AGUCCAUAUGCACUUUGCAAAUAUUUACAGAACUAAUCAAACAAUAAAUAAUAAUUAACGAGCGAAGCAUCUGGUUCCAAUGUUUAGCACGCCACUUAAGGCACUGAAGAGCGACGGUGUCGUAGACGCGUAUCUCCGUUCAACGAUUGCGCCUAUCGUAAACCGGUAUCUCGUUUAGUCUACGGAAACCGGCGAGCACGAAAACUCCGAUAUCGCUUCUGCUUUCACUCUCGCGAUAACGCGUGCCGCUGACGUUGCCACGACCUUAUAUAACGGAACGCACCGCCAUCGUCGGUUUUAGUCUCCGCCUCGCGCUUCUCGCUGAAUCCCUCGCGGUUUCAUCCGAAAUCGAAAGGCACGAUGACGUCGAACAACACGAUCAUGGACUCGGACUGUAUGACGCUGACGAGAUUUGUGCUAGCGGAGCAGCGCAAAGUGCCAACUGCGAGCGGCGAUCUCACGCAGCUCUUAAAUAGCAUACAAACAGCCGUGAAGGCCGUCAGCUCGGCCGUAAGAAAGGCCGGUAUCGCUAAUAUGUACGGCAUCGCCGGCAAUACCAACGUACAGGGUGAGGAAGUCAAGAAGCUGGACGUCCUGAGCAACGAGCUCUUCAUCAACAUGCUGACGUCCUCUUACACCACGUGCGUGCUCGUAAGCGAGGAGAAUCAGCACGCGAUCGAGGUGGAGACGGAGAAGAGCGGCAAGUACAUCGUGUGUUUCGAUCCAUUGGACGGCUCGUCCAACAUCGAUUGCCUGGUCUCGGUGGGCUCGAUCUUCGGAAUUUACAAAAAAGCCGAACGAUCCGGAGAAUCCGCGGUUCAGGCCGCCCUGCAGCCUGGACGAAACCUGAUCGCGGCCGGAUACGCUCUUUACGGCUCGGCGACCAUGAUAGUGCUCUCGAUCGGCGGCGGCGUUAAUGGAUUCACGUAUGACCCGGCCAUCGGAGAAUUUAUACUGACCGAGAGGAACAUGCGUAUGCCCGACAGAGGGAAUAUAUAUAGUAUUAACGAAGGUAACGAGAGCACAUGGGACUCGUCUAUUAAGGAAUAUAUACACUCCAAGAAAUAUCCCGCUACCGGGAAGCCCUACAGCGCUAGAUAUGUGGGCUCCAUGGUCGCCGAUGUGCACCGAACGAUUAAAUACGGCGGCAUCUUCUUGUAUCCUGCGAGCAAGAGCAAUCCCAACGGCAAGCUGCGACUUUUAUACGAGUGCGUGCCAAUGGCUUUCAUUAUCAAGGAAGCCGGUGGUCUGGCAACAAACGGAAAAAUUGAUAUUCUGGACAUCGUUCCGGAGAGCAUUCAUCAGAGAUCGCCCAUUUUCUUGGGCUCCAAGGAUGACGUCAACGACGUACUGGCGUGUAUAAAAAAUAAAACCGAUCGGUGAAGACGAGAAGAGAAUCUCUAACGCGAAAAUUCCUCUACCUAAUAAAUAUUUCAACAAUCAAAUAUAUAAUUUAAGCGAAUCAAAUUUAUACUUUUUAUAAUUGUUUUCGAAUUGUUUUGCAAAGUUGCAAUAAAAAUUGUUUUUCAUUAAA